AUGUUUUGUGACGUCAUCCGAUCAGUUGCAGGAGUUGAUGUCGUCACGAUCAAAAAAGAAGGUGGUCGUUUGGAGGCACGCCUGACUGGAUUCCGUGGUGGAGAAGGCAUUCUGGAAAUGGCUCAGCGUAAAGGACAAAAUCCAAAAUUGUUGGCGAUCAUGACCGGACUGCAGGAGAACAGGGGACUUGUCUGCUUAUCCCUGUUGACAAACGAAUUGCCCGUACGUUCAUUUUUGCAGAACUUCCAUUUGGUCUAUGCUCCUGAUGUUGAAUUGACGUCGUGCUAUAAAGCCGGUAUUCUGAAGGAUCACCAAGGGAAAAAACUUAUCACAAUCGACAGUGAUAGCAGAGGCAUGGCCAUACAGCCCUGGACAGAGAUUGACUUCCACAUACUUGACGACGCAGUCAUCGAUAAAGUAAUACUUGUUGUCGAAGCUGGGACCUCAAAUGUGGUUGACUGUGGGAAACUGCAAAUUCAUGGCAAUGUUUCCGAUUGGCAAAAUGCCAUGAACGGAGGUCCUGUCACCACCCUCCGGAUUACCAUCACGUAUUUGGUCGCUGUACUGGUGGCAUUGUUGAUUUUUGCAUAG
This is a messenger RNA of Cooperia oncophora, 591 nucleotides long. The record is from the annotation of a GenBank genome assembly. NCBI's taxonomy places the organism in Eukaryota, Metazoa, Nematoda, Chromadorea, Rhabditida, Trichostrongylidae.